UACGAAAACUGAUUUUAAAUUUUGUUUUUUUUCUACUCUUUAUAAUUAGUUGAAAACUGAAAAUGAUUUAGAUGAUAAAAGAGAAGAAGUGUAGAGUUUUCAUAUACCUGGACAUCUACUUUUAUUUAGUUAUUUACUUUUUUUUAGGGUUAAAUAAGAUUUUUAUUGGAAAUCUAAAAUAGUUAUAUUUGUGAGAAACUGAGAAAAGUGAUAGAACCACUCCUGAUGACCUGAAAUGGAACCACUCUUAUUUAGUUAUUUACUUAAACAUGCAUACAUACAUAUUUUUUAUUUAAUUGUUUUUUUCUACAUACUAUAACAUGAUAGUGUAAAAGCUUAAAACUUUUUAUCGUUUAAUUUCUAAGUAACAUUUUAGGUUAGAUUUGCACUUUAAUUUACAUUAUGUUAAUUUUUCAAAUAAAUUACUAAUUUUUAACACAUUUUACAAAACAAUUAUAAGAAAAAUAAAUAAGAAAAAAAUGGAUAUAAAUUUGUAUUACUUUUUUUUUUUGGUAAGCCCAUCCGGUUUCUAAGGCUUCGCCCUGACUAAUCCGGAUCCGACCCGCGUCGCGCACCUGGCAUGGUGGGUGAGUCUGCCAGUGGGAAUUUUCUGCAUUCACAAGGACUCGAACCCGAGACCUUGCUUAAGCGAUAUCAAGCCGCUUACCACUUGGACCAACCCCCAUUGGUUAAAUUUGUAUUACUUUAAAUGUGCGUACAACACAAAAUAUUUCAUAAUGAAACAAUAUUUGUUGUUUGUUUGGACUAAGUCAGCACAAAUUAUAGUGAAAAGAAAGAGAAAAGACCUUGAAAAGUUCCAAAAGUGAGAACAACAAUAUAAUUCAAGCAAAUAAACAUAUUCCAAGAGUUGUCACCUUUAUGCUUAAUAGUUAAUACUCAUUAUAAGUAUGACUAAGUUCUCGUCUUGCACCAUAACACAAUCAUACACAGAAAACAAAAAAUAAAGGAAAAGAAAGUAGAAAUGGCAGUAAUUAGCAAGCCUCAUGUAGUUUGCAUUCCAUUCCCACUUCAAGGCCACAUUAUUCCAAUGCUCAAGUUUGCAAAACUACUUCAUUCCAAAGGUUUUCAUGUCACCUUCGUCAACACUGAGUUUAACCAUGACCGCAUUCUUGACUCGAGAGGUCCUAAUUCGUUAAACGGCUUGCCUGAUUUCCGUUUUGCAACUAUACCUCUUCAGCACCCACCUUCCAAUUCUCACACUAGUUUAGCCUUGAAUUUGCAUGCCCUGCGUGAGACUUGUCGAAAGGAUUUCUUGAGUUUGUUUCGUCAUCUUGUUGCUGAGCUCAACGACGAAGGAUCCAAUCCUCGUGUUACAUGCAUGCUCUCGGAUGCUAUUUUGAAUCAUAGUCUGACUCUUUCUGAAGAGCUUCAGAUUCCUAAUGUGUUGCUUUGGAAUAUGGGAGCUUCUGGAUUUAUGAGCUUUAAACAUUCUCGUGAUCAAAUCAAACAAUGUAUUGCUUUUCUCAAAGAUCCUAGUAGUGAAACAGGUAUGGAGAAGAAUUUGGAGAGCAUGAUGGAAUGGAUUCCAGGAAUGAAAGGAGCUAAACUGAGGGACCUUUCCAAGUUGAUCAAAACGAAAGAACAAGUAAACUCCGUCGAAGAUUCAACUGAAAGUGACAUCGGAAGAGCUUCGAAAGCAUCGGCUGUUAUAUUUCACACAUUUGAUGCUCUUGAAUCUGAAACUUUAAAAGACCUCUCUCUAUUCUUUAAAAAGGUAUUCAGCAUAGGUCCUCUACAAUUACUUCUGGACCAAAUUCCUGAAGAACAAUACAAUUCCAUAGAAUGCAAUCUGUGGAAUGAAGAGGCAGAAUGCAUCAAAUGGCUUCAUUCCAAAGAACCCAAUUCGGUUAUUUACGUAAAUUUUGGAAGCACUACGGUUAUGACAGCUGAACAGGUAGUCGAGCUUGCUUGGGGACUUGCAAACAGUAACCAUAACUUCCUGUGGAUAACAAGGCCAGACUUAAUAAUGGGAGAAUCAGCAAUUCUGCCGCCUGAAUUCCUGGUUGAAACUAAAGAAAGAGGUUUUAUAGCAAGCUGGUGUCCGCAAGAGGAAAUUCUGAACCACCCAUCAACGGCGGGAUUCAUGACUCACUGCGGAUGGAAUUCAAUUCUGGAAACUAUCUCGUCAGGAACUCCCAUCAUCGGCUGGCCUUUCUUUGGAGAGCAUUUUGUUAACAGCAGAAAAAGCUGCAAUGAAUGGGGAAUUGGUACGGAAUUGGGCACCAAUUUUGAAAGAGAAGAUGUAGAGAAGCUUGUCAAGGAAUUGAUGGAGGAAGAGAAAGGGAAAAAGAUGAAGGAAAAGGCCAUGGAAUGGAAGAAAUUAGCAGAAGAGUGUGUGAAUAGUAAUGGGUCAUCUUCAUUCAACUUCAACAACCUCGUUAAUGAAGUGCUGCUGUCAAAGAAUUGAAUUUCUUUGAUGGAAAGAGGUUUAUUUCUUUUGUAAUGAUAUUUUAUUAUUUGUUUCUUUCU
Mercurialis annua (annual mercury) is the source of this 2490-nucleotide messenger RNA. RefSeq names its product 7-deoxyloganetin glucosyltransferase-like. Bases 983 to 2428 code for a protein of 481 amino acids. The transcript has 2 exons. Gene Ontology annotation, molecular function: UDP-glycosyltransferase activity. NCBI's taxonomy places the organism in Eukaryota, Viridiplantae, Streptophyta, Magnoliopsida, Malpighiales, Euphorbiaceae. The record is from RefSeq and is a predicted model, not a curated record.